Lytechinus pictus (painted urchin) is the source of this 1484-nucleotide messenger RNA. RefSeq lists its product as uncharacterized. Bases 69 to 575 code for a protein of 168 amino acids. NCBI's taxonomy places the organism in Eukaryota, Metazoa, Echinodermata, Echinoidea, Temnopleuroida, Toxopneustidae. The transcript is spliced from 4 exons. The record is from RefSeq and is a predicted model, not a curated record.
ACUUGGUUUCGAGAAAAAUGUUCAACAGUAUUUUCUUCUUUGAUUUUCCAGCCUUGUAAAACUACAAAAUGACUACAAUGAAAGGACUUCUCCUUGGAGUCUCCUUGUCUGUUAUGAUAGGUUGCUGUGUUUCUCAGGGGUUUGGCGGACACAGAGGCUAUGGCAUGUAUGGAGGGUUUGGAGGAGGAGGACACAACCCAGGCGCCCGCUUCAGUCAGUACUGUUAUAUAUAUCAAAAAGAGAGGUGGGAUGAAGGGCAUGGCAGGUGCUAUUGGAAGGUCCUGAAAGAGGUAUUCGACAAGGUGAAAGAUUUCAGCCGCCACGAUCGACAUGCAUUUCGGGAACUCUACGGGAUAUCUCGAAGCGGCCUGUUGUGCUUCGUCGGCGGUCACCUAGAGGCGAACCAAAUAAUUCCAAUCCAUGAUCCUUGCCAGGGCUUCGAUGCUGCUUGCAGUGGUCGAACAGUUGAUUAUUGUUCAACUCUACGAGCCCGAGCCAGGCCACGACCUCCAGCUGCUCCUGCACCCACCCCGCGACCACAACCUCCUGCAACACCUCGUGGCCGUGGUAUAUAAAACUCGUGUCGGAGAUAUACACAUUCGUUCAACUUAACUUAAUAUUAUGCAUGUAGAAAAUGUUGAAGUCCGAUUCCCUAACAUGCUUUAAUGCAGUUGAAAAAGAUCACAGAACAGUCAAGGUAGCCUCUCUUCCGUUAACGCGGUCUUCACGAAAAUGGAAGGGAUUACUAUGAUGGGAGUAAACGAUAUAACGCCUGGACAUACGUUAAACAGGCAUAUGGUGGCAAAUUGUUCAGAUGUGGCAUUCCCUUACAGAUAAAUGGCUGUUUUCGCUGCACGACGCACGACGUUUUCAAGAACAUAUAAAAUUAUUGCCAAAUGUCUUUCAUGACAAUGAAUAAACCAAGAAGUCUUUGUCGAAAAGUUGCGAAUCAAAACGGCAGUUUCGUCCUGGAUUCUGGACAAACGACAAAAUAUUUGCAAUUUUUUGUCAGCUCCAAAACUUAGGACGAAACUGUUCUUCCGGGUCACCAAUGUUCACUCAACAAAGGCUUCCCAGCUGUUCAUUGUCACUUGACGCGCAUUCCCAAUACAUUUACUAUGUUCUUGAAUACGUCAUGUGUCGUGGAGGCGAAAGCAUCCUAUCUCGUGGAGGCGAAAGCAUCCUAUCAACGAAUUUAUAAACAAUGGGAUGUGUUCUACAUUCCCAAGAAAACACAUUCUUGUAUGCCAUUCAUGCACAUCAAUUCUUACUGGAUUUUUACAUUUAAAACCCAGAUUAGAUUAUCGACAUCGUAGUGUUUUAAUGAAAGAGCUUUAACACUUUCCACAGCAAGCUUACUUAUUUCCAAUCUUAAGAGCUUCUCCAUUGAGGGAAACGAGGGAGAAUUUACGUUUAGAAUGAUGUUUAUACCUGUCUUAGUUUAUUAUUUUUUGUUUAUACAAUAAAUUGAAAAAGUGUGAUGU